Messenger RNA from Drosophila takahashii, 1565 nucleotides. Its product is annotated as probable cytochrome P450 6a14. The record is from RefSeq and is a predicted model, not a curated record. Lineage: Eukaryota; Metazoa; Arthropoda; Insecta; Diptera; Drosophilidae. Gene Ontology annotation, molecular function: monooxygenase activity; oxidoreductase activity, acting on paired donors, with incorporation or reduction of molecular oxygen; heme binding.
AUGCUGCUAACAUUCAUCCUACUGGGAGUGGUCUUGGCUCUAGCCAGCAGUAUUUACUUAAACGUCUACUCCUAUUGGGCUCGAAAGGGCAUUCCCUAUGAGACUCCUCUGCCCCUCGUGGGUAACAUGAAAGGAAUCGGGUCGAAAUACCAUUUCCGGGACAUCAACCAGAGGAUAUAUGAUCAGUUCAAGGGCAAGACACCGUUGGCAGGAAUGUUUACGUUCCUGCAGCGAACAGUCGUGAUCAUGGAUUUGGACCUCAUCAAGCAGGUGCUGAUAAAGGACUUUAAUUACUUUCAAGAUCGUGGGGCCUUCAACAAUCCGAGAGAUGAUCCUCUGACAGGACACCUUUUUAGUUUGGAGGGUGAGGAGUGGAGGGCAAUGCGGCAGAAAUUGACACCUGUAUUCACCUCCGGUAAGAUCAAGCAGAUGUCGGAAAUUGUCGUAAAGGUGGGAGAUCUCCUGGUCGAUUCUAUGGAUAAGACUGUUAAGACUGCUAAAGUUGAUCAUGGAGAUGUGGAGAUUAAGGAUAUCUGUGCGCGAUUUACAACCGAUGUUAUUGGAUCGUGUGCCUUUGGCCUGGAGUGCAACAGUCUGCAGGAUCCCAAUGCCGAGUUCCGAGCAAAGGGUCGCAUGAUAUUCGAGCGCCGUCGACAUCCUAAGCUAAUUCAAGCCUUUCUUUUUACCAAUGCAAAGUUGGCCAAGAAGUUGCGUAUGAAGAUAUUUCCCGAUGACGUUACGGAGUUCUUUAUGUCAGCGGUGAGGAACACCGUGGAUUAUCGCUUAAAGAAUAACAUAAAGCGGAACGAUUUCAUUGACCAGCUGAUUGAGCUCCGUGCUGAGAACGAAGAGGCGGCUGGAAAAGGCAAUGGAAUUGACCUUUCCAAAGGCUUGACUUUGGAGCAAAUGGCUGCUCAGGCAUUUGUGUUCUUCGUAGCCGGAUUCGAGACUUCCUCAAGUACAAUGUCCUUCUGCCUGUAUGAAUUGGCCUUAAAUCAGGAUAUUCAGAAACGAGUGAGGGAGGAGAUCGAAAAAGUGCUUAGUAACACGGAAGGUGGGGAAAUAACUUAUGAUGCCCUAGCCGAAAUGACUUAUUUGGAUCAGGUGCUGGCUGAAACCCUGAGAAAAUACCCCAUUCUACCUCUACUCACUAGAGAGACAAAUCGAGAGUAUAAAGUUCCCAACACAUCUUUUAUUCUUGACAAAGAUACCAGAGUCUCGAUUCCGGUUCACAAUAUUCAUCACGAUCCUGAAAUAUAUCCGCAACCGGAAAAGUUCGAUCCCAGUCGCUUCGAGCCGGAGGCAGUGAAUAUCCGCCACCCCAUGGCUUAUUUGCCUUUUGGCGAUGGGCCCCGCAAUUGCAUUGGACUUCGAUUUGGAAAAAUUCAGUCCAAGAUUGGACUUGCGGUUCUUCUUCGUCGCUUUAAGUUUGGUGUAUCAAAACGUACAGAAAUUCCUUUAAUCCUCGGACUCCGCUCGUUUACUUUGGCCACCGAGAAUGGCAUUCACCUAAAAGUGGAAAGCAUUUAAAUUAAAUAAAUAAAUUAAAUUACAUUUGAUUUUGA